Molecule: messenger RNA, 835 nt
Organism: Elaeis guineensis (African oil palm)
Lineage: Eukaryota; Viridiplantae; Streptophyta; Magnoliopsida; Arecales; Arecaceae
Molecular function (GO): zinc ion binding
Source: RefSeq, a predicted model, not a curated record
GGAGGAGGAGGAGGAGGAGGACGGGGAUAACCAGGUGGUGCCAUUAUCGCUGACGCCGCCCCCGGUGGCGAGCUCCUCCAGCAGCGAGGAGUCGUCUGGCCGGAUCUACAAUGGGUUCUUGAAGCGGAGCCGGGAGAACGCGGAUCUCGCCUCCUGGGACGACGACAACCCCUGCUCGUCCCCCCAGCGGAGCUACGUCGCGUCGGCGCCGGCUCGAGCUGUCGCCGAUGACGAGGCCACCUCCCUCGGCGAGGCUCCUUCGGCUCAAGCCGCCGCCGCCGCCGCCUCCGCAAAAUCUCGGCCCGUCAAUCCCAAUUCCACCGACUCUUCCGCGGCCGCCGUCCGGGUUUUGCGUCGUCGUCGAAAUCCCCGCGCCGUCGAUCUCGCUCCCUCCAACUCCCCCAGCCCUCCAAUCUGAAUGGUGCCGGUGACGGGCCUUCCUAUAUCCUAUAAACACUGAGGACUGCUGCUGCUCGCUAGUUCUCUCUGACACAUUUCAAUUCGCGAAAAAAAAAAAAAUAGUCACGCCCCCAAUGUAGCUACUGACCAUAUUUAUUUAGCCACCGCUUCGCUUAAAAGCUCUCAUGUCCCAGUGGUGCCGAGAGACUUUUAUGUGGGGUAAAUUUGUACAUCCAAAGGUUGUGUGUGUACCGGAAAUAGACACAAUGACAGAAUGGGAGUGCUUGUGAUGUUAAUGACUCCAUUUUCGUCCUUUCCACUUGCCCUUUACAAGAUCAUAUCAUUUAGAAGCUUUGUGUAAUUUAAACACAAUCACUCGGUUAUCACUUUGUCAACGGAUGGAAUAUAGACUUGGAGUUAAACAAGGCUCCUGAAA